AUGCACAGGAGAACAAACCAUAGGUGGACAAAUCAAUGGAGGAACAGCACUGGAGGACAAAGCAGUGGAAGACAAAGCAGUGAAAGACAAAGCAGUGGAAGACAAAGCAGUGGAAGACAAAGCAGUGGAGGACAAGGCAGUGGAGGACAAGGCAGUGGAGGACAAGGCAGUGGAGGACAAGGCAGUGGAGGACAAGGCAGUGGAGGACAAGGCAGUGGAGGACAAGGCAGUGGAGGACAAGGCAGUGGAGAACAAGGCAGUGGAGAACAAGGCAGUGGAGAACAAGGCAGUGGAGAACAAGGCAGUGGAGAACAAGGCAGUGGAGAACAAGGCAGUGGAGAACAAGGCAGUGGAGAACAAGGCAGUGGAGAACAAGGCAGUGGAGGACAGGGCAGUGGAGGACAGGGCAGUGGAGAACAAGGCAGUGGAGAACAAGGCAGUGGAGAACAAGGCAGUGGAGAACAAGGCAGUGGAGGACAAGGCAGUGGAGGACAGGGCAAUGAAGGACAGGGCAAUGAAGGACAAGACAGUGGAGGACAAGGCAAAAGACAAAUCACAGGAGGGCAAAGCAGUGGAGAACAAGGCAGUGGAGAACAAGGCAGUGGAGAACAAGGCAGUGGAGGACAAGGCAGUGGAGGACAGGGCAGAGGAGGACAGGGCAGUGGAGAACAAGGCAGUGGAGAACAAGGCAGUGGAGAACAAGGCAGUGGAGGACAAGGCAGUGGAGGACAAGGCAGUGGAGGACAAGGCAGUGGAGGACAAGGCAGUGGAGGACAAGGCAGUGGAGGACAAGGCAGUGGAGGACAAGGCAGUGGAGAACAAGGCAGUGGAGGACAAGGCAAAAGACAAAUCACAGGAGGGCAAAGCAGUGGAGAACAAGGCUGUGGAGAACAAGGCAGUGGAGAACAAGGCAGUGGAGAACAAGGCAGUGGAGGACAAGGCAAAAGACAAAUCACAGGAGUACAAGGCAGUGGAGUACAAGGCAGUGGAGUACAAGGCAGUGGAGAACAAGGCAGUGGAGAACAAGGCAGUGGAGAACAAGGCUGUGGAGAACAAGGCUGUGGAGAACAAGGCUGUGGAGGACAAGGCAGUGAAGGAUCUGUACAGAAAGAUCAGCAAAAAAAUAAAGACAAAUCACAGGAGUACAAGGCAGUGGAGAACAAGGCUGUGGAGAACAAGGCAGUGAAGGAUCUGUACAGAAAGAUCAGCAAAAAAAUACAAAUCACAGGAGGGCAAAGCAGUGGAGAACAAGGCUGUGGAGAACAAGGCUGUGGAGAACAAGGCUGUGGAGAACAAGGCAGUGGAGGACAAGGCAGUAAAGGAUCUGUACAGAAAGAUCAGCAAAAAAAUAAAGACAAAUCACAGGAGGGCAAAGCAGUGGAGUACAAGGCAGUGGAGGAUCAACACAGGAUAUCAAGUAAGUUUUACAAAAAUCUUCUUUAG
This is a messenger RNA of Strongyloides ratti, 1443 nucleotides long. RefSeq names its product Acrosomal protein SP-10. The record is from RefSeq and is a predicted model, not a curated record. The transcript is spliced from 7 exons. The coding region runs from base 1 to 1443 and encodes 480 amino acids. NCBI's taxonomy places the organism in Eukaryota, Metazoa, Nematoda, Chromadorea, Rhabditida, Strongyloididae.